AUGAAGGUCGUCGCGAUAUCCAAAGCUUCGGAACUGCAAGACGAUCUAGCGGACAAGAUCAACCCUCAGGAUUUCAAGGAUCUGUUUGGGAACUGGGAUCCAAAGGCGGAGUGCGAGGAGUACCUUACGGGGCCGACGGGUCGCAAGUACAAGAGAAGCAAGGACAUUCCAGUGACCCCGACUCCAGACCCGGAGAUGCAGAUCGAUCCUCCGGCCGAAGUACCACCCCUCCACCAAGGAACGAGUCAACAGUACCAACAAGCAUAUUACAACCAACACAGCUACCCGUACCCGCAGAGCUAUCAACAGCUGCCCCAAGAGGGUCAGUUCUUCAACCAAGCGAGUCCCUACUACCCUCAACCGGUAGCGAGUACCGCUCCAGCUCCGUACCCUCACGUACCGACGAGCGAAGUACAUCCAAACAGUACCAACCAGAAUCGCAACCGCAAUCGCAAUCGCAACGCCAACCGUCAAAAUCAUGCGCACCGAGCGCCAAACAAUUUCAGACCGAUGAGCGCGAACGGCCCUCGUCAGCGUACGAAUUCUCAAACAGCCAGAGAGAAUCGCCGCGUAGCUUACCAAAGAUCGAUCCAUCAAGAGAUGAUCCGGCUCAGUCGCACAACCCAAGCGCAGUACCAAGCCUUGGAGGCGAUGCGCGAGCAGAGCGCCGGAUACGGGAAUCGUCGUCAACCCCAAGAGGGAGGGGCGAAUCAAAACUACUAA
Molecule: messenger RNA, 723 nt
Organism: Puccinia graminis f. sp. tritici CRL 75-36-700-3
Lineage: Eukaryota; Fungi; Basidiomycota; Pucciniomycetes; Pucciniales; Pucciniaceae
Exons: 1
Coding region: 1-723 (240 amino acids)
Source: RefSeq, a predicted model, not a curated record